CUUCGUUUCAAAUUUCCUAUUAUUUCCAUCGCUAGUGAGUAAUUCAUUUCUUGAUUAUUAGGCUUGUCUACUGUAAUUCUUGCCCUUUAAUCCACCAUGAGGGUUGCGACAGAGCUCCCCCUUCGCAUCCUUACACACAACAUCCGAUAUGCUACCUCCUCACCUUUCAAAGGCGAGCGCCCCUGGGCAGACAGAGUACAGCUUCUCUUGAACGAGCUGCAGUACAACACACGCCAUGCGGAAGGCUUUAUUUGUCUACAGGAAGUCCUACACAUCCAGCUGGUUGACAUCCUCACUGGACUCAAUGCUUCCAAGCAGAACAAUGCGUGGGACUAUAUCGGAGUGGGACGAGAUGACGGCUGCAAAGCAGGCGAAUAUUCGCCUAUCCUCUUCCAGCCUUCCAUCUGGCAACUACGACACUGCGAGACUGUCUGGUUAUCUGAGACGCCCGACAUUCCCUCUAAGAGCUGGGAUGCCGCCUCGAUUCGCAUCGUGACCAUCGGUGUCUUUACCCACCGUGCCAGUCGCAAGACGAUCUUGGCAAUGAAUACCCACCUGGACGAUCAAGGGUCUCGGUCCCGACUAGAAGCAGCCCAUAUUAUUUUGCACAAAUUGCAGGAGUAUCGGACUGGGAAAGCCUUUGGCCCCAUGAUCUCGGGGAUGUUCCUCACAGGGGACUUCAAUAGUCAGGAAGACCAAGAGGCGUAUACCGUCUUGACGGCGCCGGAGUCACCUUUGGCAGACGCAGCGAAGUUGGUAAACCCUCGGGAGCAUUACGGAAACCACAAAACCUGGACGGGGUUUGGACAUGAAGGACAGGAUCCGACGCGCAUUGACUACGUACUGCUCGAGUCAACGGCAGACAAGGUUCUUAGCCAUGGUCGUCAGCCAUGGGCAGUGGAGGGCUAUGCAGUAUUGGCGAACCGAUUCGACGAUGGGGUCUUUAACUCGGACCAUCGGGCGGUGGUCAUUGAUGUGAUGUUAUACGACUAGUCAACUAGCGUCAAGGCCCCAUCAGCUGGGUUUCAUGUUUCCCAGAAUUUCCGAAUGCUUUUUAUACUUCAGUAGGGAUAGAAAGACGCAAAUACUUAAGAAGAUGGACUUUAAUUGCGAGGGAGAUC
Messenger RNA from Aspergillus eucalypticola CBS 122712, 1121 nucleotides. Its product is annotated as endonuclease/exonuclease/phosphatase family protein. NCBI's taxonomy places the organism in Eukaryota, Fungi, Ascomycota, Eurotiomycetes, Eurotiales, Aspergillaceae. Gene Ontology annotation, molecular function: 3'-5'-RNA exonuclease activity. The coding region runs from base 97 to 993 and encodes 298 amino acids. The transcript has a single exon. The record is from RefSeq and is a predicted model, not a curated record.